CGUAGUUAGACUUUAAUACAAAUAUUGAGUUACCUUAAAAAAUAUUUAUUAAUUUUACUUGAUAAAAAAACCAAAAAUGGAAGCAUUUUUGGGUAUUAAAGGAAAAGAUUUCGUGAUGCUGGCAUCGGUAACGAUGAAUACUCAACAGGGAAUGCUGCAGCAAGAGUGCAUAUUGCAUCCCCUGAACAAACACUCUAUGAUGACGGUCGUGGCAGUGGCGGACGGCAAGUCGCUUAAAUUCAAGAAAAGAAUCCUCCAACACCUGGGAUUGUUUGAGGUAUACAAUGGUCAUAGGUUGACCCUCCAGGCAGCGGUGCACUACUCCAGCAGAAACCUUUUAAGGUUCAAGCGGGGUCAUCCCAAUAAUCAGAUUACAAUAAUGAUUGGCGGAUUCGAUUCCAUCAAUGGUCCAGAGUUGCAUUGCAUCGAUUAUAAAGGCACGGUGGCUGCCAUACCAUACGGCGUACGUGGCUCGCAUCCGGAAUUCUGUGAUUUUCUCCUCCAGGACCUCUACAAGCCGAAUCUUGACCAGGAAUUGGCCUAUAAGGCCCUCAGAAGCUGUGCUGAAAAAAUCAAGAAGAAAUUUGUGGUUAAUUCGUUCAAUUUCGAGGUGUUUGUAAUCCAAAAAGAAGGCACCAAAAGGGUCACUGAGGAGGAGUUUUCCAAAUGUGAUGAAAGUCUUAUAAAUAAUUAA
Messenger RNA from Drosophila kikkawai, 694 nucleotides. Its product is annotated as probable proteasome subunit beta type-2. Gene Ontology annotation, biological process: proteasomal protein catabolic process. NCBI's taxonomy places the organism in Eukaryota, Metazoa, Arthropoda, Insecta, Diptera, Drosophilidae. Gene Ontology annotation, cellular component: cytosol; proteasome core complex; nucleus. The record is from RefSeq and is a predicted model, not a curated record.